This is a messenger RNA of Plectropomus leopardus (leopard coralgrouper), 813 nucleotides long. NCBI's taxonomy places the organism in Eukaryota, Metazoa, Chordata, Actinopteri, Perciformes, Serranidae. The record is from RefSeq and is a predicted model, not a curated record.
AAAUGAGCGAUGAAGAUGAUGAUGAUCCAGAACUCCUGCAUGAAAGGUCUGCAGCUGUGUUUUCUCUUACUGAUGGUGGGAAGACUACAGGGCAGGGUAACGGCACCAGAGCGUCUGGAAGCUCCUGUGGAGAAGCCCUUCACUCUGACUUGCAGUGUUUCAAGGGACCGAGGUGAGACUGUGAGGCAGGUGCGAUGGCUGGACGGCCAGAACCAGACCCUGCUGAGCUACCAGCCCGGCAACAGAGACAGUGUGAGCGGACAGCAGUACGUGGAGCUCGCUCCCUCCCCAAAAGACACCUCGGCUAUCACCAUCCGCAGGGUGGGCUUCCGUGACGAAGGCUGUUACACCUGCAUCUUUGACAUGCAUCCAUCCGGUUCGAAGCAGGGACAGACCUGCCUCACUGUUACCUCGCAUAUCACCGUUGAUAGAAACAAGACAGCAGUGAGCGGCAAGAAGGCGUCCCUCUCGUGCUCCUAUGGUUUGCCCGAAAAGGUGCAGCAAAUCACGUGGACACACACUUCUGCACAAGGAGACCACACAGAGGUGGCCUCCUUUGCAAAGCGGAGCGACCCCAUGAUAGAGCCACAGUUCCAGGGGAGAGUCUGGCUGAGUGCCUCCCUGUCCGACAGUCGGCUCACCAUCCAGCCUGUCGCUAUCCAGGAUGAGGGUUGCUACACCUGCCUGUUCAACAUGCAUCCCGAAGGACAGAAGAGCUCCACAGUUUGCCUCGCCACAUAUGUCUUCCACCCUCAUCAUCCCACCGCGGGUGAUGUGAUGCCUCCUCCUUUAUUCCCCAUCUCUGACAUGUGA